Rhea pennata is the source of this 3536-nucleotide messenger RNA. RefSeq names its product shisa family member 2 (gene SHISA2). The record is from RefSeq and is a predicted model, not a curated record. The coding region runs from base 1 to 864 and encodes 287 amino acids. NCBI's taxonomy places the organism in Eukaryota, Metazoa, Chordata, Aves, Rheiformes, Rheidae. The transcript has 2 exons.
AUGUGGGGCGGGCGGUGCUCGCUGCUGCUGGCGGCGCUGGGCUGGCUGCUGCCGGCGGGCGCCGCGGCCAGCGGCGAGUACUGCCACGGCUGGCUGGACGGGCAGGGCGGCUGGCGCGACGGCUUCCAGUGCCCCGAGCGCUUCGACGGCGGCGACGCCACCAUCUGCUGCGGCAGCUGCGCCCUGCGCUACUGCUGCUCCAGCGCCGAGGCGCGCCUCGACCAGGGCGCCUGCGACAACGACCGGCGGCUCGGCGGCGGCGGCGAGCAGGGCCGGCCCGGCAAGGACGGCCCCGACGGCGCGGCAGUGCCCAUCUACGUGCCGUUCCUGAUCGUCGGCUCCGUGUUCGUCGCCUUCAUCAUCGUGGGCUCGCUGGUGGCGGCGUGCUGCUGCCGGUGCCUGCGGCCCAAGCAGGAGCCGCAGCAGAGCCGCGCGCCGGCGGGCAGCCGCCUCAUGGAGACCAUCCCCAUGAUCCCCAGCGCCAGCACCUCCCGCGCCUCCUCCUCCCGCCAGUCGAGCACCGCCGCCAGCUCCAGCUCCAGCGCCAACUCGGGGGCCCCCCGGCCCCCCGCCACCAGGUCGCAGACCAACUGCUGCCUGCCCGAAGGCGCCAUGAACAACGUGUACGUCAACAUGCCCACCAACUUCUCGGUGCUGAACUGCCAGCAGGCCACGCAGGUGGUGCCGCACCAGGGGCAGUACCUGCACCCGCCGUACGUGGGCUACGCGGUGCAGCACGACGCCGUGCCCCUGGCUCCCCUGCCCCCCUUCCUGGAUGGCUUGCAGAGCGGCUACAGGCAGAUCCAGUCCCCCUACCCGCACGCCGGCGGCGAGCAGAAGAUGUAUCCAGCUGUGACUGUGUAACCUCGCAGGCCUCCCCCCUCCCCACCCAACAGAUUUUGAUAUCCAAACUGCACAGAGGAGAAGUACUUCCUUGGAAUGAAGCUCCCAGGACAUCACUUGUAAAUAAUUUUGAAAGGCUCAUGCAUGUCAGACAGUGUUUAUAAACCAUUUAUUUUCGUCGGGGUCUGCUGCCAGAAACUGUAGGAUGAUAUCUCCAAAUUAACAUUUCCAGAUACCCUUUCAUUCCAGUGCAUGAUUUACAGUGGCAAAGGAUUACGCUGAAAAUGCAUAUGCAUUUCAAAUAACUGUAUCUGGGAGAUAAAUGCCGGAGCCAUUAAGUGCCCUUCAGGUGUGACACAGUCAGAAGUAUUUGCCUAAUUAAUUUGCAGAAAGAGUUUUGUUACUGUACAAGACCACAGUACCUAAGAAACCUGUUUUCUCUCUUCUCCUCUUCCAGUUCCUUAAUGAUGUUUCACGUUGCUUUAUAGACGAUCGCAAGUGAGGACUGAACAGUGCAAUCAUUGUGUGCUAGAUUCUCAGCAUCAACUCCUUCGGUUUCUCGUGCACCCUAGGUUCGGGGUGAAAUGCCACGUUAUGCUUAGCCUUGCAAAGAGCAAUUUUCCUUGUCCCACAUAUUUAUGUAGGAAUUAGCGGAGUCUGAAUUGUUCAGCUCCACUUUUGGUGCACUUGAAACCCUUCUCGGUUUGAUUUUUGCCUCAAGAUCAGGAACUAGUAGUGGUUUGCACAGACUUUGUUUAUCUUUGUGAACUUUUAAAUAAAAACAGGGUACGAGGUACUUACCAGCACUCAGCAAAACUUCUGAUUCAGAUAUCACCAUGUCUGACCAGGAACAAAGUUUGCAGAGAAGGGUCAUAUAGUGACUUCCAAUAUUCCUGAUUUAACUCCCAUUUCCCAUGAAAUAGUAAACCGGCGUGCAUAUGCCCAAACGUGCUAGACCCAAACCUCACUACUGGUUUGUAAUUGAGUCUGGCCAUAGGAAAAUAGGAUUCAUCCCUCUGUCGACCUGUUCUGAAUUCCUGACCAGUGGCGGUGGCAAGCAAACACCACCUCACGCUGCGCUUGGGGCGGCUUGCGGAGAUUUUAUAUCCUUCUCCUUUUUUCUUGGGGUAAAAAGACUUAAUUAAAAAAAAAAAAAUCCGCAUUGAGAAUAACAAAACCGGCCCAACCAAAGAAUUCAAGGUUCUAGAGCUUUUUUUAAUGCAGUUGUUCCAUGAAUGCAGUAUUUCUGCAUGGUGCAGAGUUGCGAGCACGUGGCAGAGUGACUUUGUGCUAAAGCUACUGGCUCCGUUUAUUUUGCUUUAUUUGGGGAAAAGUAUCUCUCAAGUUCAAAAAGGCAACAGUGUAUGGAAAAUAAGCAGAUUGUACUAUUUGUAAUAUAUCACCCCAGACUUUUUUCUAAACAAACCAAACAGUCUCUAAGCCUGUUUUUGUCUUUUUUUUAAAAAAAAAAUUGCUGUCUACAUUUUGAUCCAUUUGUUCUUCUGAUUAAAUACUACAACAGAAGAAUAAGGGCAGACCGGAACCAAGCAAUUACUGUAACCAGACCAGAGCUGAUAAAAGGGUUCUUAUUGUCUGAUACUGUAUCAGUAUGUAGCAAUAACUGCGAUACUACUAUUUUUUUGUAUGUUUGUUUUAAAAUGACACAUACUCGCGGAACCUUUGCCAGAUCUAAUGGUUUACUCGUAAACAUGCCACACACACACAAGCAGCCUACAGAAGGGAGAAAUGUUUUUGACCACUGAAGUAGGAAAAUGAAUAGGUAAUUUAUACCAGAUCUGCUGUUAUUGGCUGCCAUCUCGCCAUUCGGUAUGUAUGACCUUUGCAAAAAGAUUGGCUUUCGUUUGGCUGGGAAAAAAAAACACACAAAAAACCCCUGGGCUUGAUCUCCAGACACGCUCGGCAUCUUCUGCAAAGCAGCCAGGCAGCUUGCUGAAGUAUUUAGUUACCGGCCUGCUCUGCCUUACAGGGGCUAAGGGCUAGAUCGUUCGAAUGGGUUAAAUGCCUGAUGACACAGCCAGGCGCCACGGGGGAUGCUGAAAUUCGGUAGGUGCAUCAGGACUGGGUGCUCCCACGCUCUUGGAGGGCUUAAUAUGCGCUCAGGCCUCAUGGAAAUUUAGGCAUCCAAGCGCUUAAAUUGCGCUUAAAUUGAAAGUGGAACUGAACCAGCUCGGUUGUCCUGACCCUGCAAAGUUGAGUUUUGCAUUAAAAGCGGGGGGGGCCUGGAGGCCUCCGAUCGCUGGUGUUUUUGGCCGGAGCUGGAGAUGCUCGGACCCGUAAGCACGUCGCCUGCCUUCCCAGCAGUGAGCGAGGGCCGCUCGCUUUCCGCCUCCGGGGUCGCGCCGCGUCCGCUGCGUGCGCCCCGAGAAGGACGCCUGCGCUGCCCUGCGGGCUUCGGGUCAUCGCUCUGUACAUGGCUCACUUUUUUUUCUUUUUUUUUUUUUAAUAUGAAUAAGUUAAAAUUAAGUCUGUAGAAAGUGAUUUACAGUUGCAGGACAAGAAACCUGAAUUGUAAUAAAGUUUGUGAGAUGUGGGUUUUUUAUGUCAUGUAUAAUAAUGUAAAACCAAUGUUAACGUUUGAUACAGCCUUUAAAUCUCUGAAAGGGCCCUUGAUUUUAAAGUGUUUCUUACAAACGAAGAAAAAAUCUCCCUCUGUUUCUUAAUAAAUACUUUAC